Varroa destructor (honeybee mite) is the source of this 9513-nucleotide messenger RNA. RefSeq lists its product as uncharacterized. NCBI's taxonomy places the organism in Eukaryota, Metazoa, Arthropoda, Arachnida, Mesostigmata, Varroidae. The record is from RefSeq and is a predicted model, not a curated record. Gene Ontology annotation, biological process: anatomical structure morphogenesis. Gene Ontology annotation, molecular function: protein binding. Gene Ontology annotation, cellular component: cytosol.
UAUCGCUGUCGCUGUUCUUACUCGUGCUAUUCAUUUGUCAAGUAACCUAUUCACGGUUUUGUUACUCUACAGAAGAAAGUACCAUGUUAAGAGCCCGCUGAUACCGAGCGAGAUUAAAUUACCAUUAGAACUAAGCUUAUCUUAUCGUACAACAAAGGACAAAGAUGUUGUAGGAGCGACCUUGCCAAGAACACAGUCAGUCAAAUCGGCCCGUCAAAAAGUUAAUCGACCCUUCCCGGACUUUCAACCCACAUUUUCAUCCUGUUGACCGUUAACGAUGCGUUAAUUACCAGUGACCUAUUUGACUCUUAGGCGAAAUGGCAUCCGUAACGCGAGAACCUGCUCCAUCUUUUGAGGAAUUAGUGAGAGCGUUGAGCACCCGUCAGUUGCCUCUUCCUCGCCUGCUUAGAGCGCUUCAGAUUAUUGGUCGUUCGAUGAAGCGUGAUCCAUCUUUAGUGACAGAUCUCCAAAGGUUGGGUGGCGUCUCAUCGCUUUUGCACUAUAUUGAAAAGCCACGAGUGGCUGAUCUUGCCCUCAGCGUGCUUGCCAACUGCCUUGUCCAUGCGCGGGUACGCGCUGAAGUGCUUGAAAGUAACGGGGUCACCAGUAUCGUACGUAUUCUUACAAAUAUCGCGGAAGAUUCGAUACGAAACAGGGCAUGCCGAGCUUUAGCCAAUACGGCUUUAAGUGCGCGAGGAGCUCAUUAUGUGCACCAAAUUCAAGGAAGUGUUCAUGCAAUCGUUGAUUUCCUCAAUACUACCAAAUCCAAGGAUUCCCAGGCCACCGCAAUGCGUGCCUUGCGUGUUCUUGGAGGCACAUCGGCGUACCGAGAAAGUAUCGCUUCUUUUGGUGGUGUCGCUGCGCUCGCUCGGAUUCUGUUGAUGGUUGCUGAACCUUUAAGAAAGCCAUGCACUGAGGCCCUUGAAAGACUCACUCACAAAUGUACACUGAUAACGGCCAAGCAGGUGAAAGAUAGUGGUGCAUUUCCGAUGUUAGUCGAUUUGAGUAGCUCUAUGAAUAGUGCUCUUUUCACGAUGGUGAAUAUCGCUCAGCUGGAUGAAAUGCUGGUCGAUGUAGGAAGCUCGGGAAUAAUCGUGAAAAUUGUUACCAGAUUAGCCAGCAAUUCCGAAGAUUCCAAUAAGAAGCUACCGGACGGCAAGUGGGAAGCGGUGUUCAUCACAUUAUGUCGGUUAUGUAAAGAGCCAUACAAUUUGAUACGAGUGAGGGACUCUGGAGGCCUGUCGCAACUGGUAGCUGUUCUUAACGCUCCUGAGAAAAAGAAGCUAUGGACUUAUGCCACCUAUACAUUAAUGAGCUAUAGACAUGACGACACCGCUUUAGCGGAGUUGGUUCGACUGCACCUGCUCGAAGCCUUAGUGUCCUAUUUGGAAAAGUACACUAAGGAGAACGCGCAAGACCACCAAAUCGACGCUGAAAGUAAUAAUGGAGAAACUGGAGAAGAUGCUGUCGCUAAGCCACUUGGUUCAGUCAGCAAUAAGCAUGAAAUACUCUCAGACCGCUCGAGCUGUUUAUCGGGACAAUCGGGUGAACAUGAAACGGGCAUCCUGAGUACGACGGACACGGAAACAGUAGCUUCGGUCGGAUCUGACCACGAGUGUAAUACCGAAGAAUCUCAAACAAAGCGUCCGAAACUAUUUUGCUUAAAUUCACCUAGUUAUCUAGAAAUCAUGCAAGCUAGAAGUCUUGCUUUCAACUACGAGCUUGGCGCUAAUGAAGAGUACAGCGAUUACGUGGGCCUGCCAGGUUACUCUGGGAUGUCACCUCGCUCGUCGCGCCCACCAGCCAUGCCUGAUUUUGACGAGCAUAGUUCUACGGGAAGUCCUCUAAGUUUAGGUAGUAGAAGCACGAGUCCAUGUCGAACGGAAGAUGACGCAAGCCAGGACGCGGCCUAUUCACCAGUUUAUGGUAGCACACCUGGAAGUUCAUCGUCCGACCACGAAGAUGACGGGGAGGAGAAGAGUUUCAACUGUUUUAGAAUUGCCAGUGAAAAAUUGCAUCGUCGUCAAAUACGCCGUCAGGAAAGCGAAAAAAAAAGGAAUACUGACAAAAAUGAGAGAACGAUUGGAAAAACUGCUGCAUGUAAACGGAGAAUCAGUGAAGCAGGGAAAAGCGAAAUUGUUGCACCUAAAGAUAUAAUGGUGGAUCAUGUUCUGCGUAUCCUGGAAAUUUACACCUUUCCGCGAAGUAUUGAUCUGCUAGCAGAACAAGCCACCCGAGUGUGUACCGCUCUCCUUCGAUAUAUUGCCUCGGUGCCGACAUCACUGAGUCGUGCUGAGAAGGUUGCUGUUAUGAUUGUUCAACAUGCGAUGUUCUUUCGGGACUUUCUGCAGGAAGACUGUAUCCUUGAGACGUUGACUAUCCUGCAGAAAGCACACCGGAAGAAUGACUGUUCGAGAUGUUUCUACCUGUCGACAGUUCGGGACCAGAUGUUACAGAAGCUGUCUUCAAUAGCCGAGGGUGGAAUGGGUUCUGGAGAGAUUGCCAGUCAUUUAGUAGGGGAUACCCCUGCGAGGUGUAAGGAACAAACUGCUUUAGCUUUAACAUUUGUCGUGCGAGAUGCCCAAACACUGUAUACAUUGUUAUUCGAUUGUGGGGGUAUGGACCUUCUCUUCGAUAUACUUCAGGUUAGCACUGAAGCGUUGGAUAGAAAAAACGGCUUUUUAAUAAAACUGGCUAAAAAUGGCGGGAAUGCUCAAGAUAAAGAGGAAAUCGAAACAUUAAAAAGUGGAACCAAAAAAACGUCCGAUGGCAUCGUUGCUGACAUCGAGGCGCGAUUUCGGUUAGCAGUUGGUGCUCUAAGGGAAAUUGGCAAGACCUGUCGCCUGGUGUUAGAUAAAGUGAACUUACCUGAACUUGACGAUAAAGUUUGUGACGCUAAGGAAAUCCUCUUAGAAUCCGAUUCCCCUGAAGGUGUUACGCUUGAACUCGAUGAUGGAAAGAUGUUAACAGCUGAUAGAAAACGACUGAUGCAAGAAUCGACUUACUUCGCAGCAAUGUUGCGUUCUGACGGUUUUGCCGAGAGUCACACAAAUUCGGUGAAACUGCCAGGCAUAACUGAAGUUGCCGCUAGGACAGUUCUUCACGCACUGAUCUGCAAACAUCAAUGUGUAAAUAAGAUACACAGUUUAGAUACUGCGAUACAGUGUCUCGAGCUGAGUCACAUGUUGCUACUUGGUCCUCUUGAGACUUCACUUGGUCGACUCGUCGCAUCCUUGAUGCUCUACCAACGUGAUGUUGUGACGGUGUACCCACGGGUGGCUCUUUUUGAAGGCAAUGCUAGCUCACUAAGGCCACGAUGUGUUGCAAUGUUACUUGCAAAGAACGAUGGUCCUUUGACACCUGUAGCAGAAACGUUUCGAACGCUACUUAGAGGGGCGUUUGGGGGACAUUUCCUGGAUGACAUCCGAACGGCCGUGAAGGUGGCGCUGCUCAGAAAAGGCAGUUAAAGAAGGUGUUUAGGCGAAGACUUGUAAAUAAAAUAAAAGGAGUUUAUCGGGAACGCGACAUUGGAAUCGUUCCUAAGCCAUAUGUUGACAGACAACGUUAUCUUGUUGUUAUCUUGGUAAAGGAACCACGCUAUGUUUAUGUGGGACUUCCAAGGUGAAUCGAAUCGCACAACUGUUUCCAUCCUUUGAAGAGAACUAUCAAGUUCGAUCUCUCAGCAUCAAUAUCAAUUUGGCCAGGGUAGGAACGGCGCAAUCAGGGGGUGAUAGAGCUGACCUUUGGACCUUCACCAAUUCCUCGCAAUAUUCCAUUCUUAGCUCGAGCUCAGCUACGCGACAUCGUGACUCUCUUAGGUCGAAAGAAAAUCUAAUCAGAAUCGUUUAAGACGGGCGUAUAAUUUCCAGGUAUGUAUACCCCCAUCUCCUACCAAAGCUCGGAUCAAUUCGAGAAUUCGAGAACGUUGUUCGAGCAGAAAGUAUCGCGGAUCAAUGCGCGCUCGCGCGCGAGAUAUUGGCGUAUCGGAAGCGCAAAAAAUGUGUUCGUAGAAUGUUAUGAUGCUCCUGAUCAUCAACGUCAGACAUUUCCUUAAACGUGUAUCAUUUUGAAAAGCUUUCUCCUAAAUUUCACUUCUAAAUAGCAUAUCAGCAUCGUCGGACAAACCGUAGCCGCUGAUGAUUCUAUGAAGUUGUAUACGGGAGCGCCACGCCGCACCAUGAAGACAGGUCGGGAUAUGACGGCUUCUAGCAUUUAUGUCUUGGCGCGUUCAUUCAAAAAUUCUAAUCGGAUGUAGCGAAUUGGAGAGAGCGAAACCGUACUCUUAUUUAAAUACUUAAAUAGGACACAUUUUGCUUCGACUUGUUUAGUUGCUCGUUUAUGUUUCACCAUUUUCGAAGCAACUAUUAAAAAGAUUAUCUAUUUAAUCUAAUUUUACUGUUUAGCUACCAGAAAAGCUAAUUAUAUGCAAGCCAGUUAGGGAAACGGCGCGGAAACAGACGUAGAAUAAAAGAAACGUUCAAAAACUUUGUAUUAUAUGAUGCUCAUUAUGGUUUUGGUUCUACCUCAAGUAAUGUACACAAAGUACCAAACUGGAACACCUUGAACGAUAAAGGUUCGAUUUUUACAUUGCGCAUGUACUGUAUAAUCUAGAAGCAUUAAUUCCUCUAGCAUUGACCUUUACGUGUGACGUGGAAGCAAAUAACAACAGAAUGGUCACAUUCACUACUUGGAACGUACUUGCCUGGAGUACGUACUUUGUAAAAUAAGUACGUAAAUUGUACAAAUGUUCAUAUUUUAUAAGUGGUCGUAACCUCUUCAAUUGAAGAAACUUACCAAAUUUUACGUAUUGUGCUUGCUGCUUUGUAAGUUGUCGUCAUCGACGAAAUAGAAAUAAAUCUGGGAACAUGCGUUUUCUGCCAUGAAGUCUGUGUCGCAUGGGAACAGCAUGCGUCGCUUUGCUAUACAUAAGAAAUCUUUCGUAAGGGUAACAAAAGCUCGUAUACUUUGUUGGAUUCUGCCAUUCAUCGAUAUUAAUUUUCACUCAAGUUAUUAAUGCAUUUUGGUACCAUUAUCAUACGCUGCACGCGUUGUACAAGUAUAUAGCAUACAAUCGUAUUUGUGGAGAUCGACCAGAGAUAGACCCUGACUAGUCGAUAGCAUUUUAUUACCGAUUCAAGCACGUAGCUGUUCGCUGAUCCACAUAGGCCUAAUCAUUUCCAUAAUGAACCAGAUACGUUUCGCCAGACUACUGAAGUCGAGGCCGAUUGAGCUGCUUGACGUAACUUAAGCUGCAUCUUCGUUUGAGUCCUUCGCUCUGCUUACAGGUUUAAUACGCGUUUAUAAAUCAACUGUAGUAAGCAUAAUACUCAACAGAAAAUACUUGUAUUCAACGCAUACGAUAGUGCCAUUUGCGUGUCCCGACUAACCAGAGGAACUACAUCGCAGAAGUUGUCACUCACUAUUCAUACAUGUCAUUUGUUAUGAAACUACCUUCACUCGGCUAUUGGGUGCUCGAAACAUAUCGGUGUUUGUUUCGGGUAAGAUACAAAAACAAUAACCUUUUAAUCGUUAUCAUAAGCAGCUUAAUCAAUUAUAUUGUGCUCUAACAGGUUCGUUCUCUACAGACGGCUCUAUUCCUAACUCAGUCAAUACCGUUUCUUCUAAAGGUUACUAUGUGCGGUAUACAAAAAAAAGUCCGAAAAGGACUAAUGGUGAAUUCGAGAAGAAUAUUAAAUCAUCUAUCGACUAAUCUGUUAUAAUUGUGUUGUAAUAAUUAUCUGUAAUAUAAUGUCUAGCAGCCGUACUACGAACGGGGAGAUAAAUGUACGUAUUAAGACUGGAGCUGACAUGCCGCUGAAUGAUAUUCUAUUUAGAGGACACAGCAGGCAAGAUAUAGAAAACGUGCUAAGCAUACCGGUUCCUUCUCUCUCAGUCAAGUAACCUAGGAGAUCAUAGCUUUCCUGUAUUACAAUAUAUCUUUGCCUUACUCUAAGUGCUGAAAAAUUUUCAAAACACAAAAGCAUAUCAUUACAAGACGCCUACCUUGUAGUACGUCAAAUCAGAUCAAUCAGCUUUUGUUGGUCUUAUACGAGUAAUUUUCUUCAAGUUCUUGCACGUUCUCAAUAUGCACAUGGAAGUAUCUGUUACUACUACACCACUAAGGUACAGAUAAUUUUUGUAUCUUGAUUAAUAUCGUGUAGAUAUUUAGUGAACUACAUUGCUACGCUGCAUUGAAGGAAGGGGGAAAUUUAAAAAAGUGCGCCAAAAUUUACCAUUCAAGUCAAUAUUUCGAAAGCCGAUGAACUAUUCGAGUAGAAACUUUCGGGUAGAAAAUAAAAAAAUACCAGCAAAGGCGUUGUUAUUACAAGAGGAUAGAGUUGCAGCCGUGUCAUUGUAUGUUAUUGAACAGCCAGCUAUCAGUGUUUGUACUUCCGGCAAUUUGUGUAAUGAAUGGAAUGCGAACUGUCUCAACAGACCAUUAUUAGCAGAAACCCUUGCCAAACGCAUUUAUUGGCACUAGCUGGUACAAAUGGCGAGGCAGGUUAGCAGGCUUAUUGAUGGGGUGUGCAAGGGGUUGGGAAGACACGUGAUAUUAUCAUGUGAUUAUUGGUGCUACAAUAUAUACAGUCAGGGCGUUCGCAAUGAGCACCGGACUUAAUAGCUUCAAUAUAGCCGCCCGCGUUGUCGUGUGCGCGAUCCUAACGGUAUCUUAUCUGAUAAAUAAGACCAGACCCUUUUAGUAUCUAUAGUGUACUAGGUAACGAAAGCGAAUAGUGUAUGAUAUGCAGUAUUUCAUCCGAGGGAUUAUAUCAUUCCAUAAUAACCUUAAACACUUUGAAAUUACGUUACUUCUUUACAAAAAUAUUGUAUAUGAAACAGUUAUGUGAAGGGUAAUUGAAAACAACCUUCGAGGGAACAUUGCUAAUCGGGCAAAUAACUACAAGAAUAAAUGGAUUGUACUAUACUAGGUUAUACCGUCAAGUCAAGCUCUGAUACACGACAGCACCUUAUGGCCAUUAGUCGACCUUUCCACACGUGUAGAAUCACUAGUAAAUUGUACCGAGGACAUAGGCCAAAAUAAAUGACACCCAGUGGAAUUUAGUAGGAAUAAUCAUUGUACAAAGUUUAUCUGAGUGAGACGUAAAAACUUCCGGAGGUGGUGUGCAUACGUUGUGCAUGCGACCUCUGGAAGUUACACUUAAACGACGUCCAAGGUGCAUCUAGCCCUGUUUGUAUUUUAACUGUCUUCAGUUCUGGAACGAGAGUUCACUUAAAAGGUUUACCGUUGUCGAAAGUGAUUCUAUCCACUGGAUGACUAGACCGCCCUUUUAUUAUUAUUUAUUGUGCUACGUUGAGUCACGCAUAUACAAUAUGGCGGAUUUUAGAUUGGGUAAGCUGACUGCCAUGAUUUACUCACGAAUACUCAAUGAAUAUUAGAUACUGCCACAAAUGGUAGUUUUAAUGUCUACAGACACAAUCAUCUAAACGUCCAGAUGUUCUAUGUUUUAAAUAUUAAUUAUUAUUUUUAUUACCUCAAAAUCUCACAUAAGAGAAAGACUCCGUUUUAUUAUUACAUUAUAUAUAUAUAAUUACACGUCGUUAUGAAAUGAGUCAUUUUGACAGUUAAGUGUUCGCAACGAGGCAGUGACUUUUCCUCCAGAAAUAUACGUCAGUUCAUGUAACUGGGGAAGCUCCAUGAACGGCCCCGUCUGCACCACCGAUGUCCUUUCCACGAAUCGAUGACUAAUAAAGAUCGUUAGCACGGCGAGUGGAAGGAUGACCACUGAUAGAAUGAAACGUACGUGACGUACAGAGCCUGUCGUCUCCGUUGAUUAGCUAUCGUGAUUGGCCAACGGGAACAGAAGAAAUGUGUUUUAUCAGCGAAGCGGUAUGCUACAAAAAAUAGCUUGCCACUGAAAAACAGCUUGCUGAUGAAGAUUCAGUGACUGAGACAUUUGCUGCCAUUCUCACCGAAACAAUGGCUAUUCCGUCCUACAAAAUCAGAGGUAAACCAACGGUUCCUUCUGAUGUAAGCAACAAUUGUCCAACGUUGGAAAGAGCAGAGCGUACGGGCGGAAUACCGAAAACAAGCAACAAUUCAGCACGACAGUUUUAAAUUAGUGGCCCCGACUGGUUCCUGAUCUGAACCAGCCCUUUCGUUCGGAAGAAAGAUCAGAACUGGAGAAGAAGUUCGCGUGGUCCAGUCUUAACUUCAUUUUGUAAUCGUUUCCGUAAUUUAAGCUGGCCUUAGGAAAUUACCGCGUGCAGUUGACGCCGCAAUUCAGUGCUGUGUUCAUCGGCGAAUACGUUUUCUAUUUUAAGGACGUACUGCGCAUCGCUCAUUGGAUAACGUCGUUGUUGUUAAGGCGAUUGUAUCCAGUGAGAGUUUUCACGCCUUGUUUUUUUUUUCGUCGCUGGUCGAUUUUGCCAGUUGGACCAAACAAGACUCCUCUGCGGAAUGAAGGACGCGGGCAGGAAGGACGGUGAUAGAUGUCUCGUGUGAAGGACGACGUGCCGAAAGAUUAGCCACAGAUAAAUGAUUUAACUUACCUAGGAGAAGAAUACAAUAAAAGUUAUUGCGAUGAUAUAUCGUUUUGCAAUGAUUUAAAUGAGUUGGGUAGCAUGGCAGCUUGAACAGAAAUGUUAGCCAACCAAUUAAUAAGUUAAGCAGACUUCAGAGUUAACGAAGUCAACGGGGCGUCUUGAUACUAUUUUACGAUAACAGCUCCAUCAAUCAAAAUACGAACGACGGCUAUUUACCGAACUAUGUCGAGCUUAUUUAAGAAUGCUUACGAUAUAAUUUCAUACUGUGGAAUCAGCGGUAGAAAUUAAAUGAUGAUUUUGGGAACAAAACUGUCGUGUCAUCUAAUGGCCUUCAAAGGCAGUGGGUUCCAUUCGCCCAGCUCUGUUACAAAUGGCAGCAACCUAGAACAUUCAAUAGAAGCACGAAGUUGAAUAAACAUUGCGGUGUUUCUGCUUUACCGAACUAAGUUAGCGUGUGCUUCUAAGUGUUCUCCUUCAAACCAGGCCGACAAACAAUGCUGUUAAGCGUAAACAAACUUGAGCGUUUGCAGAUAUCACGUCCUACAAAGCACACACAAAUGACAACUAAUACCUUAGCAGCAGCUACUGAGAGACGUAAACUACUAACAUGUUUGAAUGUCCUAUGCGUUCAUAGCUUUGCAAAUUAAUUCACGUAAUCCGCGUGUUUGUGGGCGCAGUUAAUCCAAUUAGAACCACUUUGAUUUGUACGAACCUUUAUUAAAUGAGGCAUUUAUCGCUAUACGUAUGCAAGGACAAUUAGUGCGGCUUGGGCAGCUGCAUUUGCCCAGAUUUAGCAAUCAUAGGCCUGUACCACUGGAUGUUGAAGCUCUCGAAUCUUCUCGUAAGUUCAUAAAAUGGAUACAUACCGAUACAGUAAGUCUGGAAUCAAUGUUUUCGUUGACGAUUCCUAUAUUUAUAUCGAAAUCUAUCAGACGACCCUCUUGAGUACCGCCUCCAUCCAAUCGCAAACAGGUGCACACAAAGAUGUACGAUCGUAUCUAAGGUGUU